UCACGAAUGCAUCAUCAAUCCUGCACUUUGUGUUGCUUGUGAAUAGCUAAUGGCCCAAUAUCGUUACCGUGGAAGGCGGUGGGAUACCCGUUAGCAACGGGCCUACAGCACUUGCAAGUAACGGGUGUUACAGUCUCAGUCGUAUCACUGAGGUCACGGAGUAUUACACUCACACAAGACAGUUGAGAGGUAAUUGGUCGGGCAAAGGGUGCCACGUGAAGGAGCAAACAAGGCAGAAAAUGCACACAGUGUGGACGAAAGCAUGAAAAGGGACGCGGCUAUUGCGGCCAAGCGGCCACCGCGUGCUCGGCCGCUUGCAACCAUCUUCUGCUACUAUCACCUUGUCCAACCCCAUGUCUACUCCAAAUUGACUUGUAGGGAGGCUAGGGUAAUGCACACCAAGUUGACGCAAUGGUAGUGUGUUCUUGCUUCCACGUGCUUGCUUCGCUAUGAUGCUCAACGCUGUCUUCUACGCACGCUUCCACCCCGAGCGAGGACCGUGUGUCGUUCACCAGCAGCCGGCCGACAGCAUUGUAACGGCUGAUAUUUCGAAGCGGACACUCAUCAGCUUUAGUGACAUAUCUGCCUACAUCAUUCCGCCGUACGGGUUGUGUAACCGCUCCCUGUCCAUCUCUACGAACGGAUACCGUGUGCUAGGCUUCCCAAUCAGCUUGGAAGAUUUCAAAUAUGAGCGGAACAGAUUCACCUUCAGUAUUUGCUUCGUGCUACGAGAAGAUACUGACGUACGGCUUUGGACAUCAGUCGUUGCGAAGACAGCGGCUUUCUUCAGAUCGAUGGAGGAAGAAGACGGCUUGCUUCAAGCGGAAGAGAGACUGUCCAAUCUUAUAUGGGCUGGCGACAAAGGCUACCCUGCCCCUAACGUUGGUGUAGUAUACUCACUCUUAGAAGAUCUUAUCGAAGAUCUGAAUGCAUAUGCAGAGACCUGCAUUCGCAUCAACGACGUUCAUGUUCUCAACCUGCGCCUUACCAAACCGCACCCGGCGGUUGCAGAUGUCAAAUCAUGGGAUGUACCCCUACUAGUCCGACCGCUUCCAGACCAAAAGCACUGGACAUGGGACCUCACUUUAGCUCGCAUUCUUCCGCACGUCGAUGGUAUCAAGCACAUUCAACGGAUCGCAGAUAUCCUGGAUGUCGAGCUGAAGCUGGUCAAGCGCGCAGUCAAAAAUCUCAUAUACCACGAACGCGCCAUGCUACUGGACAUCUUCCACUUUCAAGCCAUUUACAUGCCGACAGCCAAUUUCGCCCGGUUUGUGCAGGAUGAGGAGAUGCUUGAAGAGUGCCGUAUGUAUGUGAACAUUGACUCUCCUGUGGCCGGGCACAUGAGCUCUGUGCCAACGCCCGAGACUCAAGAUCAUGCGAAGAAUGCACUCAUCAGCCUCUACACAUCCUUACUCCCCGGCUUAACCCUGCAAAACUUCGUCCUGGCUAAUGAGCACGAGUUGGCUACCAUUGACAUUCGCCGCUUUAUCACCUUUGGCGUGAUCCAAGGCUUCCUCCGCCGGAUACACAAGUAUGCUCUUGCCUUCGACUCAACCUCACCGUCUACGCAAAUGCUCGGCACGACAGAGUCUUCACCCAGCAAAAGCAAGCCAAGAUCGAAUGAAGAUGCGCUUCGCGACUUCGAAAGGGCGUGGAAGAACGCUGCGCUCAGCAGCGGUUGGUCCACGCCUCCCAUGAAGCCUCCCUCACUAGCAAUCGGGUCGGCUCACAGCGAGCGAAGCCAAGAAGAAAGGUGCAGUGAAGAGGAUGAACGCUUGAGAUGGUAUAUCGACGGCACGCAUUGCCUGGAUGAGGUUUGUAUGGCCAUGAAGAUGUCACAAACUAAGCUUGUUGAGAGACUUCGGGGAGGAAACUUCGGCGAGGUCAUCUUUGUGAACAAGUGACGGUGAAUUUUAGGCACCGUGAGACUUUGGCUGUUGCAGC
Messenger RNA from Baudoinia panamericana UAMH 10762, 1944 nucleotides. RefSeq lists its product as uncharacterized. Bases 450 to 1904 code for a protein of 484 amino acids. Gene Ontology annotation, biological process: positive regulation of autophagy; negative regulation of TORC1 signaling. NCBI's taxonomy places the organism in Eukaryota, Fungi, Ascomycota, Dothideomycetes, Mycosphaerellales, Teratosphaeriaceae. Gene Ontology annotation, cellular component: GATOR1 complex; vacuolar membrane. Gene Ontology annotation, molecular function: GTPase activator activity. The record is from RefSeq and is a predicted model, not a curated record. The transcript has a single exon.